CCUUCGACACUUCGCCCUGUCAGCCGGCAGAGCACAGUCCCGUGGGGAGUUAAGCGCCUGUUGCGACUCCCGAGCCGACUCUCACCCUGGAUGUGGCUCGCGCGCGUCUCUCUCCCCACUCCCCCCCCCCCCACCCCCUCCACGGCCAACUCACAACGAGCUGCGCUUCCGAAGUGUAAACGUGUGCUUCUUCUACUUUUGACGGGUCCACGAUGGACGAGGACAACACCGUCCUGCCCGGUUUGAAGGAUAUAGAGACGAAACUGGGUCUCAAGGUCCCGGACAGCCUGGUUCGUUCUCUCGCCGAAGGAACGCGUCCCGACAAGCACGAGAAGUCUGCGGCGCCGCUUGGAGUGAACCGCAAACUGUGCGCCGGCAAUGCGAACUUUAAGAGGCUGGAGAGCAAAAUGCUGUUCCUAAAACAAGAAAUGGCACAUCUACGAGCCAUCGACGUGAAGCUGAUGCAGCAACUUAUGUCAAUCAACGAGGGCAUCGAGUCCAUCCGUUGGAUGAUCGAAGACAAGGGAGGCGUGGCCAGCCAAGAGGGCAGCCUGACGGGCAGCUUGUACAGCCUGUCGGACAGCCUGGACGGUACCUCGCUGCGAGGCAGCUUCAACAGCUUGAACGACGGCAACAGCGACGGGCUAGAUAGUCUGUCUGUGGGUAGCUACUUGGACACUCUCGCAGAGGACCUCCCGGAGGACCCCUCACCGACCGAUCUUGACUGUUUUGUUGAUAAAACUGUUAUUGAUGGGGAUACUUUCAGCAAAUCACCACUGAAAGUCAGGGUGGAAUCGGAUGAAUACUACUGCUUUGGAUAACGACGAGCUAAGCACAGUGGUGACAGAGACUACUGAGAUGUUAUGUGAAGAAAGAUUUUAAAAAUGUGUUCUUCACAAAUUAACACGGCAAAAGCGACAGCCGAUGUGUUUGCAAGGACUUUCCAAAAAUGAGCUAAAACCAGCGUCCUUAUGUUGUGGUUUGAUCACACCUCAUCAAAUCAUUGCAACUUACUGUCACACCACAAGUGAAAACAUCUUCACAGUUCUUUGAGUCUUAAUAUUUUUAUCAUGCAGGUCCAUUGAAUACAAAAGGUGCUCGGUUCUGAUUUAAAGAUUGUAUUUAUUGUGAGAGUUAUCCAAUCCCUCGGCAGUUUAUUUUCACAGACGGAGUACCUCUCAAACUAAAAUUGGUGAAUGAGAGUAGCAACAUAAGCUGACACAACAAAUGUUCUUUAUCAGCUUUGUGUCGGGUCAACCCCAAUCACCUGAUUUUAGCAAAGGAGUAGAUUAAGAUUUAGCAGCCACUUGGAAAAUUGGACGUUUCCUGCUGAGCGAUUCAAGUGGAGUAAACUAUUUAAGGUGGAAAAGUGGUACGUUUAAGUGUUAAAGCAAGUGCAAUUUGCUUCCAUGCCAAAUUCUGAGCUCCACCCGCUACACAUGUUAAGCUUGUAAUUAUUUGUACUUAAAUGUUUAGACUGAUGGAAGUUCCGAAGCUAAAUGAGUCUGCAAUAGUUAAACAUUCAAGAGAUUAGUAGCACAUGCAGAGCACAGAUGCUUGACUGAAAACCAAAGCAAUUUGAUUGUCUUAUAGAUAACUUAGGCCUGAAGCAAAACCCUGCUAAUGCCUGAUGGGAGAUGUUGAUGACAGUGGACACGUGUGUGUACAUUUUAAUUCUCUGUUGUCAAAAACAGGUUUGUUGUUUUAGCUUUAUUGUGUUGAUCUGUCAUUUGUAUUUUACACUGUCUGCAUUUGUUUUUUUUUGUAUUGGUUGCUGUUCAUUUUGUUGUGAAAAUGAAAUAAUAUAUUGUGAUUUUUCUCCUGCU
Molecule: messenger RNA, 1826 nt
Organism: Cyclopterus lumpus (lumpfish)
Lineage: Eukaryota; Metazoa; Chordata; Actinopteri; Perciformes; Cyclopteridae
Product: leucine rich adaptor protein 1-like
Exons: 2
Coding region: 213-821 (202 amino acids)
Biological process (GO): positive regulation of canonical NF-kappaB signal transduction
Source: RefSeq, a predicted model, not a curated record